Molecule: messenger RNA, 408 nt
Organism: Peromyscus eremicus (cactus mouse)
Lineage: Eukaryota; Metazoa; Chordata; Mammalia; Rodentia; Cricetidae
Gene: Oosp3
Product: oocyte secreted protein family member 3
Exons: 4
Coding region: 1-408 (135 amino acids)
Source: RefSeq, a predicted model, not a curated record
AUGAAGACUUUUAUUAUAUCAGGACUGCUGCUGCUGCUGCUCACAUCGUGGAGGUGUUCUGGGCAAGAGCCAGUAUCAGUGGAAUGCUCUUAUCUUCAGCUCCGUGUUAUAGCUAAAAGGACACUGUUUUAUCCAGAUGAACGUGUAGGCCCUGAUGAACUGUUCCUAGGGACAGGCUGUGUGGUGAUUCGUGUGCGACCAGAUGAACUUGAGUUUAAUUAUCCUAUCAAUCUCUGUGGGAUUGUUACACAGAUAGUAGCUGAUGGAACUAUCUUUUAUACCUGGCUCACCUAUAAACCCAAGAAGUCAUAUUUUUCUGCUGAGCUUCAGCUGCAGUGUGUGGUUCCCAGACUUAUUAGCCCUAAAUGGAGGAUUUUAAGCAGGUCUGACGCUGUUGAACAAGAAUAA